AUGGCGUCUUCGUCAAAGCCGUCGAGCUUCCUUCUUUAUACAUGUGUUGCCCACCGCACGACCAUCCUUGCAGAACACUCGUCGCCGGGCUCGUCCGCGACGGCAGCCUCGUCGCUCGCCUCCAUCAUCCUCCCGAAGAUCAACCACGACCGCCCCCAGAAACUGACCUACACCCACGAACGGCUGUUUGUGCACUACAUUGCCGAUUCCAUCCAUGACGGAGACGAUAAUGGGGCCUCCAAUGGGGGAGAAGGGUCCUCGUACGCACCCCUAAGUUACAUCGUGGUCGCCACCGCCGAGCAGGGCCGUCGCAUCCCCUUCGCCUUCCUGCUGGAAAUGAAACGCCGGUUCCUCGGCAUCUACCAGCCGGGGGUGACGGAUUUCGCAUCCUUACCGGCGUACGGGUGCGCGGGGUUCAACACCGACCUGCGCACCCUGCUAGCGAGCUAUAACAGUGCGCCGCCGGCGGACGCGCUGGCGAGUGCCCGGCGCGAAAUUGACAGCGUGCGGGAUAUCAUGACGGAGAAUAUUGAGCGGGUGCUCGAGCGCGGGGAACGCAUCGAUCUCCUCGUCGACAAGACUGAUCGGUUAGGUGGCAGCGCGCAUGAUUUCCGCAUGCGCAGUCGCGGGCUGCGGCGCAGGAUGUGGUGGAAGAAUGUCAAGCUGGUCGUUCUCCUCGUCGUCGUCGUGAUCUUCUUGCUAUAUCUUUUUGUCGGGAUGGGCUGUGGACUGCCUGCUUGGGGGAAGUGUGUGGGAUGA
Molecule: messenger RNA, 759 nt
Organism: Penicilliopsis zonata CBS 506.65
Lineage: Eukaryota; Fungi; Ascomycota; Eurotiomycetes; Eurotiales; Aspergillaceae
Exons: 2
Coding region: 1-759 (252 amino acids)
Biological process (GO): vesicle-mediated transport
Cellular component (GO): membrane
Source: RefSeq, a predicted model, not a curated record